GAAUGCACACCAUAAGCUAAUAGACUUGGCACACGCUUGUAACUCCGAUCGAGAGCUUCAAGGACAAACGGAAACAUGGCAGAGCCCGUCGAAGUCUGCCACUGGAAACGCCUGACGCCCGACAUCCUUGACAAAAUAGCCAGCAAGCUGCACCCCAACGAAGUGGCUGUGGGAUUAAAGCUGGUCGACCGCUCGGUCUGCGCAUGUCUCCGACAGCAGUACCGGGCCCCACUGCAGCUGGCGCGGGAGCUGCCGACGUGGCUCGUUGCCUCCAAGUUAUCUUCCUUGAAUGUUUCCGAGUUCGCGCUCGCGGACCAGCCCUGGCCGGCGUCCAGCAUGGUCAGCGCAUUCCUGGCGCACUUCGGCAAGCCUGAGACCUGGCGCGGCCUCACGCUGCGCCAGCGGCGCCGGCUGCUAUGCUGCGCCGCAUCCUCUGGCGACGCCGCUAGCUUGGACCUGGUACUGCAGCACUGCGGCUGUCACCCGCCGCAGCCGGCCCUCAUCGCGGCGGUGCUGGUCGGCGACGUUCGCGCCUGCGAGAAGCUGCUAGCAGCUGGCUGUGAGUGGUCCGCGGCGCCGCUGGAGGCGGCCAUGCGCGCGGGCCAGCUCGACGUGUGCCGGCUGCUGGUGUCGGCGGGCUGCCCCCUCCCCGGCUGGCCCGACCGCAAGGACGCGCUCGGCGACCUCGCCGCGACCGCGGCGCGCGGCGGCCACGAGCGAGUCUUGCUUUGGAUGGAAUCCGAGCCCGGCCUCGCAUUUGGGCCUGCAGAGCCCUUCGACCGGCGCAAGACACACUACGGUCUGGUGUCGGCGGCUGCCGAGGGCGGCCACGUGGAGCUGAUGGAGCUGCUGGACCAGCAGCAGGCCGGCGGCAACACCGCCGGGCCGCAGCUGUACAACCUCGAAUCCAUCGCCUACGGCUGUACGCUGGAGGUUCUGCAGCGCUACUGGGCACUCUGGGUGGAGGGGCAGGGCUGGACUGGUGGGCCGGGGCCGUACGGCAUCGGCGGCGACGGCGUGCCGCCGCUGCCAGUGGGCGGCGGCGGCACGGGCCGGCUGCUGGCGGCGGCGGGCGCUAGCCCCACGCCCGACUGGGCCGCCAAGCUGGAUUUCAUCCGGUCAAAGCGCCCCGGCGACAGCUUUGACUGGAUCCACAACUGGAACGCGGCACGCCGCGCCACGCUGCUGCCCGACCUGCUGCCGCGCCUGCUGCACCUGGCCGCCGUGGGCGUGGAUUUUGAGUUCGAGUGCGACCUCGACGCCGCCUGUGUCGCGGCCGCCGGCCACGCCGACGCGCUGACCUACCUGCUUGACAACACCAGCCAGACCGUUAAUGAGAGGGUGGUGGACAAGGCGCUAACCGGCUGCGGCGACGGCGACGCGGGCCGGCAGCUACAGACACUGCAGCUCCUCGCGGCGCGCGGGUGCGUGUUCGGUCCGGGGCACGUGGCGACGGCCGGCGCCGCCGGCGCCGCGGCGGGCGUGCUGCGCUGGCUCGCCGAGUCGGUGCCAGAUACGGCAGCUGCCAGGGACGGCGCUGCGGGCGCUGCGGGUGCGGUUGCUGCAGCAGGCGAAGCCGGCACCGGCGCCGCCGAGGGCGAGGUCGUGAUGAGCGAGACUGACGCCUGGUCGGCAGCCUUCACGGCGGCAGCCAAGGGCGGCGGUGCUGACCUGCCGCUGCUGCGGUACCUGCACGAAGUGCGCGGCGCGGCGGUGGACCUGGUGGCGGUGGCGGCGGCGGGCAGCGAGGAGGCGCUGGACUGGGCGGCGGCGGAGCUGAAGCGCGCAGGGCAGCCGCUGCCGGUGUGGACGGCGGAGCAGGCAUGGGAGCUGGGCGCGAGCGGCAAUCGCAUCGCGCUGGACUGGGUCCUGCGCAGUGGCCUGGGCCCCGCCUGGCCCGAUGCGGCGUACACGAUGGAAGCGCGCUUCCGCUUCCCCGCCGUGCAAGCCUGGCUGGAACAGGGCGGCGCCACGGACCGGCUUGACGAUGAGGGAUGGCAGCGUGUCGUUCAGGAAGGCAUGCGGGUGCCCGGGAGCGAUAAACGGAGGGAUGCUUGGAGCCCCUGGCAGCGGCGGUGGCUGGCGGAUCGCUACCUGGGGGCUGCACGGGCGCGCGGCGGCGCGGCUGCAGAGGCAAAGGCGGCGAGGGUGCUUGCGGAUGUGGGGCUGGCGGCGGCUGCGGGCGGGGUGCGCAGCUAGGGGUGGAGCGGGUUUGUGGAAGAGCCUCCGGCCGUGGGUUCACGGCAUGACCUUGAGCGAGAGUGAGCUUUAAACGUGUCAUGUUCAGCGGCGAGUUUAGUUGUGCUGGAGGGGUGGGGCCUGGCCUGCUACCUUGAACAAAUGCAAGACCACCCAGAAACAUAUAUAUAACCACGGCUGAAAGUCCUCUUGGAGAAUAGCAUUGGACGCAGGCGCCAAGACUUGGAAGAUACAUGCGCAUCAUGUUAAAAAGUGGAUAUUGUAUUGGCUGGGAGCAGAUGCCGCAAGGGGCGGGUGCCGGGAAGGGGGUGCGGGACCUCGCCUUUGAGUUGUGACGACAGAUAGCUGACACUUU
This is a messenger RNA of Chlamydomonas reinhardtii, 2554 nucleotides long. RefSeq lists its product as uncharacterized. The coding region runs from base 76 to 2199 and encodes 707 amino acids. Lineage: Eukaryota; Viridiplantae; Chlorophyta; Chlorophyceae; Chlamydomonadales; Chlamydomonadaceae. Gene Ontology annotation, molecular function: glycerophospholipase activity. The record is from RefSeq and is a predicted model, not a curated record. Gene Ontology annotation, biological process: sphingolipid catabolic process; ceramide biosynthetic process. The transcript is spliced from 2 exons. Gene Ontology annotation, cellular component: endoplasmic reticulum; cell periphery; membrane.